Molecule: messenger RNA, 891 nt
Organism: Soboliphyme baturini
Lineage: Eukaryota; Metazoa; Nematoda; Enoplea; Dioctophymatida; Soboliphymatidae
Source: the annotation of a GenBank genome assembly
CUGAACAUAAACUGGUUUUACGUUAUAAUUCUUUCGCAGGCUGCAAGAGACAAGUACCGGGAAUGGUGCUGUGAGACGCCGUUACACCGAGAGCUCAUUUUGCGCUUUAUUGAGACGCAGGCUAUCAUACUGUCGCCAGUUUGUCCCCAUGUCGCCGAAAAGAUAUGGCAACUCAUGGGAAAGGCUGGAUCGGUUCUGAACGCCUCUUGGCCCGUAAGUGCUGAGGUGGAUGCAUACCUUCUGAAAGAAUCCGAAUAUAUGGAGGAAACUUUGCACGAUUUCCGCAUACGUCUCAAAGCGUACGUUGCGCCAAAGUCAAAGGCGGCCCCACCGCCAAAGCCAACACAUGCGUAUAUUUACGUCACGGAAAGCUAUUCCUCAUGGCAAGCUACGGUUCUCCAGCAGCUUCAGAAACUUUACGAUGCAACUGGUCAACUGCCGGACAACAAGGAAAUCAUCAAAAUCUGUCAGAGCAUUUCUGCAUUGAAACCCGUCAUGAAGAAGGUGAUGCCGUUUGUUUCAAUGAUCAAGGACAAAUUCGCCACCAGUGGAAGUUCAGCUCUCAGUCUGACAGCCGAUGUAAAAGAGAGGGCAAUUUUGACUGAAAAUCUGGACUAUCUUCGAAACUCGCUGGAUUUGAUUGGUGUAGAAAUCCUCCCUUCGACUGACGGGUCUGAUAAAAUCGCUGAAGGAUGUCGACCGGGUAAACCGAUGAUUGUCUUCAGGACUGAGCAAGACUUCAACUCCGCGGUUGCCAUCCCAAGCAUGGAUGAAAAAGGAGGAAGGUUGGGGACCGUGGCGAGAUGUUAUACCGGCUCGGUAGUCGCUUCGAUUACUAAAGGUCGCGCAGGCUGUUGGGAAAUUGAGGCAGACUGCGAAAAGCCGACCUAG